AUGGAGUCACAGCAUUCCAUGGUGCAGGAGCUUGCACGUGAAUACACGCGUAACUCAGCCGUGAGUUUGGAGGGCCCUGAAGGCAAACCCAUUUUUGGAAGCAAUGACCUAAAUUCUCCCCUGAAUCCGCACGGAGAGAAAUUCAACGCGCGCGCGUGGGCCACGCAUAUCGUCAAAACCACUGAGGAACGCGGCCAGAGCUUCCGCCGUGUUGGACUGUGUUUCCAAAAUCUGAACGUGUUCGGGUAUGGCACGCCGACCGACUUCCAAAAAGAUGUCGGCAACGUUUGGCUAGCUCUGCCAGGUAUGGCCCGCCGCCUCUUCUCCAGCACUGCAGGCCACACCCGAAUCGAUAUUCUGCGCCAGUUUGAUGGACUCAUCCGCCCCGGUGAGAUGUGUGUUGUCUUGGGUCCACCUGGUUCUGGUUGCUCGACCUUCCUGAAGACCAUCUCCGGAGAGACGAACGGCAUCCACGUCAAUAAGGCUUCGUACUUCAACUACCAAGGCAUAUCCGCCAAUGAAAUGCACACUGCGCAUCGAGGUGAUGCCAUCUACACUGCUGAGGUCGACGUUCACUUUCCUCAUUUGACAGUUGGGGAGACAUUGACUUUUGCAUCACGUGCACGCUGCCAAAAGGAGCUGCCGCAGGGCAUUAAUCGGAAUGACUACUGUGAGCACCUUCGAGAUGUCGUCAUGGCCAUGUAUGGCAUUAGCCAUACGAUCCAUACCAAAGUGGGAGACGAGUAUACACGAGGAGUUUCGGGAGGAGAACGCAAGCGUGUCACCAUUGCCGAAGCGACUCUGGCACACGCCCCAUUUCAGUGCUGGGACAACUCAACGCGUGGUCUAGACUCUGCCAAUGCGGUUGAGUUCUGUAAGACCUUGAGGCUCCAGUCUGAGUUGUUUGGCCAGACAUGCGCUGUAUCCAUGUACCAGGCACCCCAGAGCGCGUACAAUCUGUUUGAUAAGGCGCUGCUUCUCUAUGAGGGACGCCAGAUCUACUUUGGGCCUGCAUCCAAGGCCAAGGAGUACUUCAUAAAUCUUGGGUUUGAGUGUCCGGCACGUCAAACAACGCCUGACUUCCUCACAUCCAUGACUUUUCCGGCAGAGCGCAUCACUCGCCCCGGUUGCAACCCGCCGCGCACUCCUGACGAGUUUGCAGACGCCUGGGGGAACAGCCAUGAAUAUAAGGCCCUGCAAGUCGAAAUUGAUGAAUACAAGACGCAACAUAUGAUAGGUGGCCCUGACGCUGAGACGUUUCGACAACUCAAGAAGUCACACCAGGCCAACGGACAGCGACUUAAGUCGCCAUACACCCUGACGUACGCUCAACAGGUCCGGCUGUGUGUUUGGCGCGGCUUUAGGCGACUAAGGGCAGAUCCCUGGCAAACCAUCGGGAUGAUGAUAGGAACUACGAUCAUGGGUCUUAUUAUGUCGUCCUUGUUCUACAACAUGGGCAACAAUACGGGCACAUUUUAUGGCCGCGCUGUUGUCCUCUUUAUGGCCAUAUUGUUCAAUGCCUUCUCCUCUAUGCUCGAGAUUCUGACGCUGUACGCUCAACGGCCAAUCGUGGAAAAGCAGUCCCGUUAUGCGUUCUACCAUCCCUCCGCCGAAUCAUAUGCCUCCGUCUUGGUUGAUUUGCCAAUGAAAAUCCUCAACGCAGUCUCCUUCAACUUGGUGUUUUACUUCAUGACCAACCUUAAUCGAGGGUCCGGUCCCUUCUUUUAUUACCUGAUGGUGGUGUUUCUUAUUGUUAUGGCGAUGUCAGGAAUCUUUAGAUCUGUCGCCUCGCUGUCACGGACCGAGCAGCAGGCUAUGGUUCCCGCGUCGAUUAUGCUGCUUGCCCUACUUAUCUUUACCGGAUUCGUCGUCCCAGUUGACUACAUGCCGAGCUGGUGUCGGUGGAUCAAUUAUGUGAACCCCGUAGCCUAUGGCUAUGAAUCGCUCAUGGUCAACGAGUUUCACGGACGUAACAUUUCGUGCUCCACCUAUAUUCCUGAUUACGCAAACGCUAGUGCGGGCAAUGUAGCCUGCGACGCUGUUGGCGCUGUCCCCGGUCAGCCCUAUGUGAACGGGGACGACUAUAUCAACUCAGCAUACAGCUACUACCAUAGCCAUAAAUGGCGCAAUAUCGGCAUCAUUGUCGCGAUGGCUGUCUUUAAUCACCUAGUAUACUUCAUCGCCAGUGAAUACAUCACAGCGAAGAAAUCUAAGGGUGAAGUUCUUGUCUUCCGUCGAGGCUUCAUUCCACCAUCUUCCGCCAAGGGUGGUGAUGAUAUCGAGAAGUCGCUCUCGAGCCCUGUACCAGCCAUAGGGAAACCCGAAGGGUACAUAUCCAGCAAAGAGGGAGCCUUCCGAGGCUCCACAAGCGUCUUCCACUGGAACAAUGUGUGCUACGACAUCAAGAUUAAGGGCCAACCUCGACGCAUCCUAGAUCACGUCGAUGGCUGGGUUAAACCUGGUACACUCACGGCCCUGAUGGGUGUUUCGGGGGCUGGAAAGACAACCCUCCUUGAUUGUUUGGCUGAUCGUCGUGUGGGUGUGGGUAUCAUUACUGGCGAGAUGCUGGUAGAUGGGAAGAUGCGUGAUGAGAGCUUCCAACGCAAGACUGGCUAUGCCCAGCAGCAAGAUCUACAUCUUUUGACUAGUACUGUCCGAGAGGCUCUGAAAUUCUCAGCUCUCCUGCGCCAGCCCGCUAGUAUCCCGAAAGAGGAAAAGCUGGCCUACGUGGACGAAGUCAUCAAGCUACUGGAUAUGCAAGAGUAUGCCGAUGCCGUUGUUGGUGUGCUAGGUGAGGGUCUCAACGUUGAGCAACGCAAGCGCUUGACAAUUGGUGUCGAAUUGGCUGCUAAGCCACCAGUCCUGCUCUUUGUUGAUGAGCCCACGUCGGGUCUUGACUCUCAGACUAGCUGGGCUAUCUUAGACUUGCUAGAAAAGCUCUCUAAGGCAGGCCAGUCUAUCCUCUGCACCAUCCAUCAACCCUCCGCAAUGUUGUUUCAACGGUUCGAACGUCUACUCUUACUCGCCGAGGGAGGUCGUACAGUCUACUUCGGGGAGAUUGGCGACAACUCCAAGAUUCUCACGGAUUACUUCGAGCGCAACGGCGCACCACCUUGCCCACCCGGCGCCAACCCGGCUGAGUGGAUGCUCGAGGCAAUUGGUGCUGCCCCUGGCAGUUUCUCCGAAGUUGACUGGUACCAAACUUGGCGUUCCAGCCCGGAGUACCAGACCGUCCAGGACGAAUUAGCACGUCUCAGAGCCCUACGUACAGGUCGGCAGUCCACGGACGAGAAUAGUGACCCCGCUUCAUACCGUGAGUUUGCUGCACCGCUCUGGAGGCAAUUUAUUGUUGUUACACAACGUGUUUUCCAACAGUACUGGCGGGCACCCUCUUAUAUCUACUCCAAACUUAUCCUCUGCAUUUCCAGCAGUUUGUUCGUUGGCCUGGUGUUUCUGAACGCUCCUCUAACUAUCCAAGGGCUUCAAAAUCAAAUGUUUGCCAUCUUUGAACUGUGCAGCAUCUUCGGGCAGCUGGUAGAUCAACAGAUGCCGCAGUUCGUUACGCAGCGCGCCCUGUACGAGGUCCGCGAACGGCCUGCCAAAACGUACUCCUGGAAGAUUUUUAUGCUCAGCCAGAUUGUUGCCGAGAUUCCCUGGAAUACGGUUGCUUCAGUCUUCAUGUGGGCGCUUGUUUACUACCCUGUUGGCUUUUAUAAGAAUGCCGAUGCCACUGGGCAUGGCGUAGAACGAGCCGGAUUGAUGUGGCUUCUAUUUUGGCAGCUUCUCCUUUUUACCUGCACCUUCGCACAUAUGUGCAUUUCCUUUGUUGAUACAGCCGACGAAGGCGGGAACGUCGCUAAUUUUCUCUUUAUUCUGAUUUUCUUUUUCUGUGGUGUGUUGGCCACGCCAGAUGCAAUGCCUCGUUUCUGGAUUUUCCUGUACCGGGUCUCGCCAUUAUCGUACUGGAUCUCGGCCGUUCUGUCCACAGGCCUGGCCGACGUUGAGGUGACGUGUGCGAGCAACGAAUGGACGAACCUCAACCCACCGGACGGCCAGACAUGCGGCGACUAUAUGGCGGACUACAUCUCGAGGGCGGGGGGCUACCUGAUGGACCCCAAAGCAACGAGCGACUGCAAUUACUGCAAGAUCAAGGACACAAACGUAUUCUUGUCGGGCAUCAGUUCUAACUACGGGAACAGGUGGCGCAAUUUUGGCAUCAUGUGGGUGUUCAUCACGUUCAACAUUGUCGCGGCGUUGGCUCUUUACUGGCUGGCAAGGAUGCCGAAAGGGAAGAAAAAGGUGUGA
Messenger RNA from Lindgomyces ingoldianus, 4305 nucleotides. RefSeq lists its product as uncharacterized. The record is from RefSeq and is a predicted model, not a curated record. Lineage: Eukaryota; Fungi; Ascomycota; Dothideomycetes; Pleosporales; Lindgomycetaceae. Gene Ontology annotation, cellular component: membrane. Gene Ontology annotation, molecular function: ATP hydrolysis activity; ABC-type transporter activity; ATP binding. Bases 1 to 4305 code for a protein of 1434 amino acids. Gene Ontology annotation, biological process: transmembrane transport. The transcript has 6 exons.